CUGUGUUGUAUCUGUGAAAGCGGCGCCUCCCCGACCGAGCUUCAUAUCACAGAGCUGCAUCAGGAGCACAUGAACGGCACUCAAGGAUUCUAACUAUAGAGAAGCUGGGCCUUACAUGUACAUUUUCCUGUUAGACGAAACGCUAGUAAAUAUUUAUGAGGUUCCAGGGCUUCAACUAGUUUUUAAUUGUUUGGUUAGUCACCUGUUUGACCAAGUAUUUCCACUUUUUUCCCCAUCACAAUUCUGCUGUUAUAAUAGUACUCCUGGGAUUAAAAAAUGGAAACUGGAGAUGUUCAUCUAAACGAGAGACCAACGAACGGGACUACUCUUGAUGUUUGUUCCACAGCUUUGCCUUAACAAUACUGGAAUUAUCAAAACUUGGAUAUUUUCGCAAUGGAAAUGCAAUUUUUAACUGUAUUUUGUUUGCUCGUGUGUUGUGAACUCUCAGUAGUUCUCGCGCGUAGCAAUAACACGGCAGAUUUAACGUCAAAAAUCGCUUCAUCCUAUAAAGUGCGUGAAAUCAAUACAGACGGGAAUGAACGACGUGUAACUUUAAAUAAAAUCAGUUAUGAAACGAGUAAGAAACCUACAGAUGUGCUUUUAUCGACCAGGAGUACGAUAAACUUAACGUCGGUGAAUGGGAGCGAUAACACAACGGUAAGAGCGUCUUCCAGGCAAAAGUACGAAAGAACUUAUCAAAUGGACAAAUAUAGGAAAACAAAAUCAUUUCUGAGGGAAAUGCACGGCGAAAUUCGCGUAAAACGUCGUUAUCGUCGACAGGAAAGAGUGACUGCGCGAAAUGAGCCUGAUAGGAAUCAAACCAGAUUGCUUGAGAAUGAAUUUGAGCGUGUUGAGUCGAUGCCGAAGCCUGUAGCGCAGAUCCAGCCUACAGACUUUCCCACUGACUUCACGUCUAUCCCUGAAUGGGGCACCUCACCAGUGGAAGACUAUGAGGAAGUCUUCACCCCGUUCAUUCCCUUUAAUACACGGUCAAAGACUCCAGGGGUGAAGAACCCGUUUUACCCUGUGACAGGUGAAUCGUACGGUGCAUAUGCUGUCAUGUGCAUCUCCAUUCUUAUUUUCACUGUGGGAAUUGUUGGGAAUAUAGCAAUCAUGUGCAUAGUGUGCCACAAUUACUACAUGAGCUUGCCACUUGCUAUAUUCCAUGAACUCACUAAGGAUUGGCUCCUUGGGGAAUUCUCCUGUAAAAUCAUUCCAUACAUUGAGGUGGCGUCAUUAGGAGUAACUACCUUCACUCUUUGUGCUUUGUGCAUUGACCGUUUCCGUGCCGCGAGCAACGUCCAGCUGUACUACGAGAUGAUCGAGAACUGCAUCUCUACUGCAGCCAAGCUAACCGUGAUCUGGCUGGGUGCUCUGCUCCUCGCCCUACCCGAGCUCCUCAUCCGGCAGCUGGUGAGAGAGGAGCUCGAGCCUCCAGAGGUGAUACCGUGCGAACAUUGCGUAAUCCAAAUCUCCACGGCUCUCCCGGACACGCUUUACGUGCUCGGACUCACCUACAAUAGCGCUCGCCUGUGGUGGUACUUCGGCUGCUACUUCUGCCUGCCCACCCUCUUCACCAUCAUCAGCUCGGUGGUGACUGCACGCAAAAUCCGCAAGGCUGAGCGAACCAGCGUCCGAGGCAACCGCAAGCAGAUCCAACUGGAAAGCCAAAUGAACUGCAUCGUGGUUGCUUUGGCUAUCCUGUACGGCUUUUGCAUCAUUCCGGAGAACAUCAGCAACAUCGUAUCGGUGUACAUGGCUACAGGCGUGCCACGGCGCACGCUGGAUAUCUUGCAUCUGGUGAGUCAGAUGAUGCUGUUCUUCAAGUCCGCGGUUACGCCUGUCCUGCUUCUGGUGCUCUGUCGGCCCUUCAGCAAAGCCUUCCUGGACUGCUGCUGCUGCUGUUUUGAGGAGUGCGGCCCACCAAAGUCCUCCGAGCCCAACAGUGAUGACAACGAUCAGGACGGCACCACCGAGCUGGAGCUUUCACCUUACAGCACUGUAGUCCGCAGGGAUCCAUCUACCUUCCCAAUAGCGGGAACGCACUGCUAAGGUUGUACUUUACCUAAGGGCUAAACAUUACCAAGGGCUUAGAUUUACGGAAUGAAAUAGUUGAGAGAUGUUGUUUUCACAGGCUGUGCAAUUUUGUGCCAUUUCUGUUUUUACUCGACUUUGUUUUGGGAGAGAUGCCCAAAAACUGGAUAUUUUAUCUUGUGAAAAAAGGGACAAAGAGCCACACAUUUAUCGCAGGCCAUAUGGUUGAUGUUUACAAAAGAAGACGUGUACCAUGAGUAGUUUCUUGGAAGUUUAUAGGAAGUCUAGAAGGAUUAUAAAUUAACAAACAUGCAUUUGUUACAUUUGCACUGUUUUCUUACCCCUAUAUCUUUUUUUCCAUUUUAAUUUGGUGUAUUUGUGUUUUUGUUCAAAGUGUCUUUAAACAAAAAAAGAGGCUUAUGGAUGGUAAUAGAAAAUGGUUGUUCGUAGUAUGUUUUGGUGUUGUGGAAAUUGGCGAUUCUUGUGAAUCGGUUUAACGUUAAGCCUAGCUCCUUUGCUACGUAAGUAUUAAAUUCACUCUGUAUUUUCUAGCAGAAGAACUUGUGACGCUCUUCAGCCACUGGAAAGCACUGAAGAAGCUGUUUAGCCAAGACAUGUCACUUUAAUAAAAAAACAACAACACAU
Messenger RNA from Sinocyclocheilus rhinocerous, 2679 nucleotides. Its product is annotated as prosaposin receptor GPR37-like. Gene Ontology annotation, biological process: positive regulation of MAPK cascade; adenylate cyclase-inhibiting G protein-coupled receptor signaling pathway. Gene Ontology annotation, cellular component: signaling receptor complex; plasma membrane. Bases 394 to 2052 code for a protein of 552 amino acids. The record is from RefSeq and is a predicted model, not a curated record. The transcript is spliced from 2 exons. NCBI's taxonomy places the organism in Eukaryota, Metazoa, Chordata, Actinopteri, Cypriniformes, Cyprinidae. Gene Ontology annotation, molecular function: prosaposin receptor activity; G protein-coupled peptide receptor activity.